Alligator sinensis (Chinese alligator) is the source of this 1997-nucleotide messenger RNA. RefSeq names its product spermatogenesis associated 16 (gene SPATA16). The record is from RefSeq and is a predicted model, not a curated record. Gene Ontology annotation, cellular component: Golgi apparatus. The coding region runs from base 1 to 1803 and encodes 600 amino acids. Gene Ontology annotation, molecular function: protein binding. Gene Ontology annotation, biological process: spermatogenesis. Lineage: Eukaryota; Metazoa; Chordata; Crocodylia; Alligatoridae. The transcript has 11 exons.
AUGGUGUCAGGAGUAUCAAAUGAGACCGAUCUUGAAAGAAUAAAGAUCAAAACAGAUGAAGAAUUUGGAACGUUUUGGUGGGUCAUGGAAUCCGCAAGCAACACAAGUGUUGGGUGCAACGUAAGCAAAGACGACCGAAGUGAAAAUUCCCCCAAAGCUAAUGCUAACAGAGAGUCAAAUGCAGUGGCAAACAAGUCAUCAAAUGAUAUUCUGGAAGCACUGCAAGGGGUUAGAAACCUCCCUGGGGAAACAGCGAUAGAAAAUGUAAUGGAGAAAGUAAAAAUGGCCAAGAAUGGCAAGGAAAAACAAAGUAAUGAUUUAGACAGAACAGGAUUGAAAUGGAAAUCAGAAAGUGAAGAAAAGCCUGCUGUGAAAAAAGAGGCAAGAAUGUCAGAGCUUGACAAUCAGCUAGUCGCAAUGCCUCUGCCUCAUAUUCCUCUGAAAAGUCUAAUGGAUGUGGAAAUAAAGUUGGUCUACAUUGAUGAGGAAGAUAUUACAUAUGAGUUCGCUGAGUCAGUGGUGUCUACCAGCACACAAUCAACAUGUCGAGACGCUGAAAAAGUAGGCUGUCUGAGUGCACCUAAUUUCAGCUCUCUGCCGCAGAUUGACAAAUGGCUUCAGGUAGCCUUAAAGGAGGCCAGCACUUGCUAUCGACAAAAGAAGUAUGCUAUAGCAGCAGGACAGUUCAGAACAGCACUUGAGCUUUGCAGCAAAGGUGCAGCUUUAGGGAAGCCCUUUGAAGCAUCCCCACAAGACAUUUCAAGCAUUGCCAGUUUUAUUGAGACAAAGCUUGUAACCUGCUACUUAAGAAUGAGAAAGCCUGAUCUUGCUCUGAAUCAUUCACACAGGAGCAUUAUUUUGAACCCAGCCUAUUUCCGGAACCAUCUUCGUCAAGCAACUGUGUUUAGAUGUUUAGAAAGAUUUUCUGAAGCAGCCAGGAGUGCCAUGAUUGCUGACUACAUGUACUGGCUGUCAGGAGGCGGUGAGCAGCAUAUAAGCAAGCUCAUCAAACUGUAUUGGCAGGCUAUGAUUGAAGAAGCCAUCACCAGAGAAGAAUCUUUUUCAGUUAUGUACACACCAUUUGCAACAAAAGCAAAGGCUGACAAAAUAGACAAGAUGAAAGAAGCUUUUGCUAAAAAACACCCUGACUAUGUAGACUACAUAUACACAGAUGCACGUGGGCUCCAUAUCUUGCCACAGACAGCUGACUGGGUUUCUCUGUGUUCCCAACAAUACUUGUUAACUCUGGGUUUCAAAACCAAAGAUGUUGGGAAGUUCUUGGAAAAGAUGUCAAGUAGGAAGCUGCCCACUUUUUCAGAGCACAAACAUCCUUUUGGUCCUCUUAUAAGAGAAGAAUUAGGAAGACACUUGGAAACCAUGGGGAAAAAGAUCUUGCCAGUAAUGGAUUUUAUCCGAAGCACCAAAUUAACUGAGAGUUUCUGUGCAUGUUCAGGUGUGAUAGAGAAGUUGCAAUAUGCCAGCCUCCUCCGCCAGUUGCAGCGAGUCAAGGAACAGUCCCAAGUGAUUAAUCAAGCGAUAGCUGAGCUAGCAACCGUUCCCUAUCUGCAGGACAUCAGUCAGCAAGAUGCUGAAUUGCUGCAGUUGCUAAUGGCAGAUGCCAUGGACACCCUUGAAGGAAGAAGAAGUGAUAAAGAACGUGUGUGGAAUAAAAUUCAGAAGGUUGGAAUAAUUGAAGAUUUCUUGUACCAGUUAGAAGACAACUUCUUAAAGACCAAAAAGCUGAGACUGGCUAGAAGGCAGAAAAUGAAAAUGAAGAGGCUUCAAAGUGCACAGCAACACUAAACAAUCCCAUCACCUCUCCUACUAUGCCAAAGACCUGUGUAUAUGGAGACAGCAAGGUCAUUAAUACUGGGGAAGUUUGACAGUCAGGACAACAAGGGCCUGCCUUCAGAUUAAUGAGGUGUCUCCUCACUAUGGCUCAUCUUUAGCAAGGAGCUCCUGUACUUCAUUAGUCUCUGCUGGCAAGAAUAAAUGUU